This is a messenger RNA of Acanthopagrus latus (yellowfin seabream), 2162 nucleotides long. RefSeq names its product glutaryl-CoA dehydrogenase b (gene gcdhb). The record is from RefSeq and is a predicted model, not a curated record. Bases 159 to 1481 code for a protein of 440 amino acids. The transcript is spliced from 12 exons. Gene Ontology annotation, biological process: fatty acid beta-oxidation using acyl-CoA dehydrogenase; fatty-acyl-CoA biosynthetic process. Gene Ontology annotation, cellular component: mitochondrial inner membrane. Gene Ontology annotation, molecular function: flavin adenine dinucleotide binding; glutaryl-CoA dehydrogenase activity; fatty-acyl-CoA binding. Lineage: Eukaryota; Metazoa; Chordata; Actinopteri; Spariformes; Sparidae.
UACUGCCACACUCAAUAUGGACGCAGCUUUGGUGCGCUUUACGUGAUGACGUCAGGUUGUGUUUUGACGCUCAGUGCCGCCGCGCUGUCAACCAGAGAGGCAGAAAAGGGAAAACCAGGACAAGGAUAGUUGUCCCGUUUUAACACAGAUUAAUCAUCAUGGCAUUGAGAGGCGCUGUGGGCCGUCUGUUGAUCAACGCUCAGAGAUGUGCCUUCAUCUCAGCGUCCAGGGCCCAGGGAACUGCAGCACCUGCCAGAUGGGAUGCAGAGAAGACUGAGCAGAAGUCGAAAGCCUCUAAACUCCAGUUCAACUGGCUUGAUGCCCUGGACCUAGAGAGCCAGCUGACAGAGGACGAGAUCAUGAUCAGAGACUCCUUUCGGACGUACUGCCAAGAGAAACUCAUGCCCCGCAUCCUUCUGGCAAACAGAAAUGAAGUGUUCCAUCGAGAAAUUGUGUCAGAGAUGGGAGAGAUGGGUGUCCUGGGCCCAACGAUCAAAGGUUAUGGCUGUGCUGGGACAAGCUAUGUGGCCUAUGGUUUGAUUGCCAGAGAAGUGGAGAGAGUGGACAGUGGCUAUCGCUCAGUCAUGAGUGUGCAGUCGUCACUAGUCAUGCACCCAAUCAAUGCCUAUGGCACAGAGGAGCAGAAACAGAAGUACCUCCCCAGGCUGGCUCGUGGAGAGAUCCUGGGUUGCUUUGGCCUGACAGAACCUAACCAUGGUAGUGACCCGGCCGGCAUGGAAACCAGAGCCAAAUACAAUCCGUCCAGUCGCACCUACUCUCUCACCGGCUCUAAGACCUGGAUCACCAACUCCCCAGUGGCAGAUGUUGCUGUGGUCUGGGCCAAAUGCGAUGAUGGGAAGAUCCGCGGCUUCAUCUUGGAGCGUGGCAUGAAGGGACUCUCGACACCUAAGAUCGAGGGAAAGUUUUCCCUGAGAGCCUCGGCAACUGGCAUGAUCGUCAUGGACGAGGUGGAGGUUCCAGAGGAGAACCUGCUGCCUAACGCCACCGGCCUUGGGGGUCCUUUUGGCUGCUUAAACAACGCUCGGUAUGGUAUUGCGUGGGGCGCUCUGGGUGCCGCAGAAUUCUGUUUCCAUGCAGCUCGACAGUACACACUCGACAGAAUUCAGUUUGGCGUGCCGCUGGCAAGAAAUCAGCUGAUGCAGAAAAAAAUGGCUGACAUGUUGACGGAGAUCACGAUCGGCCUACAGUCCUGUCUGCAGCUGGGAAGACUCAUCGAUGAGAAAAAAGCAGCUCCAGAGAUGAUAUCCAUGCUGAAGAGGAACAGCUGUGGUAAAGCCCUCGACAUCGCCCGGCAAGCCAGAGACAUGUUGGGAGGAAACGGCAUAGCAGAUGAGUAUCACAUCAUCCGCCACGUCAUGAACCUGGAGGCUGUCAACACAUACGAAGGUACUCACGACAUCCACGCCCUGAUCCUCGGCCGAGCCAUCACAGGGCUGCAGUCCUUCACUGUGGGCAAAUAGAGCCCAGCGCUCCCUGCUGGAGCCUGCAGUUAAAGAUGUAACAUGCGUGACAGCUCCACAGCAGUUUUCAGAGUAUUUGAAAUAAUUCUAACCUGUAAAGUGGCAAUGUUUGUUUUCUCUCAGGUUUGUAGAAUAUAUGUUUGAAUGCUUUAUUUUGGGUGAAGGAAACAACUCCCAUUAUAGUUGUGCAGUCUCUGUUGUGCAGUGUUGUUAAUGCAGAAGUCAAUUUUUGGUAAACAUAAAGGGCUAUUUUUCUACUCUCAAUCACAACACUUAAGCAAAAAUGUAUUUUCAGCUCCCUUUUUUCCAACAUCAAACUCAUUGUAUAGACAUACAUAGACACUACUGUAGCGAAGUUUUAACAGCUCUGGAUGAGAUGUGCUGCUGGUUACUGAUGUAUACAAUGUUAAUACUGUUAUCACAAAACAACAAAGCAUAAAUUACUUGUUUGGAAUUACCUGUGAUGGCUUUUGGGUUUUGAUCCCAUUAUGCAGAUAUUGUCAUUGUAUAAUUGGUUAAUCUCACACAGAUGACAAGAUGAGCAACCACUGUUAGGUACACCAUGCUGAUUACCUUUAGCACUUUACUGGCUCAAUCAUUAACAUGUCAUUAUUUUGCGUGGUUUACCAGAGGUCAAGAAUGUUGAUCAGAUCUUUAAUAAAUAAAUAAUGUUACACAGUA